Messenger RNA from Mus pahari (shrew mouse), 1230 nucleotides. Its product is annotated as ATP-dependent RNA helicase DDX19A. Bases 60 to 1220 code for a protein of 386 amino acids. The transcript has 11 exons. NCBI's taxonomy places the organism in Eukaryota, Metazoa, Chordata, Mammalia, Rodentia, Muridae. The record is from RefSeq and is a predicted model, not a curated record. Gene Ontology annotation, cellular component: cytoplasmic stress granule; nucleus. Gene Ontology annotation, biological process: poly(A)+ mRNA export from nucleus. Gene Ontology annotation, molecular function: RNA binding; RNA helicase activity; ATP binding.
CUCGGCGCUGGUGUUGGCGGUGUGCGGAGCCUCUCUGCAGGUCGGCUCGCCUCGGGACCAUGGCCACCGACUCCUGGGCGCUGGCGGUGGACGAGCAGGAAGCCGCUGUCAAGUCGAUGAGCAGUUUGCAGAUCAAGGAAGAGAAAGUCAACACCAAUGGUGUUAUCAAAACCAGCACCACUGCAGAAAAGACAGAGGAAGAGGAGAAAGAGGACAGAGCUGCUCAGUCUUUACUCAACAAGCUGAUCAGAAGCAAUCUUGUGGAUAACACCAACCAAGUGGAAGUCCUGCAGAGGGACCCAAGCUCCCCGCUCUACUCAGUGAAGUCCUUCGAAGAGCUUCGCCUGAAACCACAGCUUCUCCAAGGAGUCUAUGCCAUGGGCUUCAACCGCCCCUCCAAGAUCCAGGAGAAUGCUUUGCCCAUGAUGCUUGCUGAGCCCCCACAGAACCUGAUUGCACAGUCUCAGUCUGGUACUGGGAAAACAGCUGCCUUUGUCCUAGCUAUGCUCAGCAGAGUGGAACCAGCAGACAGAUACCCGCAGUGUUUGUGCCUGUCCCCAACAUAUGAGCUGGCAUUACAAACAGGAAAAGUGAUUGAGCAGAUGGCCUUUGAAGACUCAGUGUGGAAGUUUGCCCAGAAGGUGGUCCCAGACCCCAACAUCAUCAAGCUAAAGCGUGAGGAGGAGACUCUGGACACCAUCAAACAGUACUAUGUCCUCUGCAGUAACAGGGAGGAGAAGUUCCAGGCCCUGUGCAACCUGUAUGGGGCCAUCACCAUCGCCCAAGCCAUGAUCUUCUGCCAUACCCGCAAAACAGCUAGCUGGCUGGCAGCAGAGCUCUCAAAAGAAGGCCACCAGGUGGCCCUGCUGAGUGGAGAGAUGAUGGUGGAGCAGAGGGCCGCUGUGAUCGAGCGCUUCCGAGAAGGCAAAGAGAAGGUUCUGGUGACCACCAACGUGUGUGCCCGUGGUAUNGAUGUUGAACAGGUGUCUGUGGUCAUCAAUUUUGACCUCCCUGUGGACAAGGAUGGGAACCCAGACAAUGAGACCUACCUGCACCGCAUUGGGCGCACAGGCCGCUUUGGCAAGAGGGGUCUGGCAGUGAACAUGGUGGACAGCAAGCACAGCAUGAAUAUCCUCAACAGGAUCCAGGAGCAUUUUAAUAAGAAGAUAGAAAGAUUGGACACAGAUGAUUUGGAUGAGAUUGAGAAAAUAGCCAACUGAGGCGCUUGCU